GAAUGGGCCGUCUUUAACCACAGCUGGACUCAGACGCUCUGUUGCAUCUUCAGCAUCAUGGAGGAGAUCUACGUCAGACACGUGGAGCUGCUGGGCUUUGAGAAACGCUUCUUCCCUAGUCAGCAUUACGUGUACAUGCUGAUGGUGAAAUGGAGCGACCUUGGAGAGAAGCUGAUCUACAGGACGUACCCUGAAAUCCACACCUUCCAUAAAUCUCUGAAGGAGAUGUUUCCCAUAGAGGCUGGAGAGAUAGACCGUAAGGACAGGACAAUCCCUUCAUUACCAGCUCCACGGUGGGUGGACAGCCAGAAAUCCAGAGAGGACAGGAAGACAACGUUGGCCGAGUAUUGCCAAUCACUUGUCAACUUGCCGGCUCACAUCUCCCGCUGCAAACACCUUUCCAACUUCUUUAAAGUCCGACCCGAAGACGAGAACCCUCCAGCACCAAACACAUUAAAAAGGAACGAGACGCCUGUGGAGUCUAGGGAACUCACCAGAGGAAUUGCAUCUGAGAUUUCCGGACCCAUCAUCCUGGACACCUACCGGGUCGUUGCUGACUUUGAAAAGACGACCAAAUAUGAGAUCGCUCUGCACAUCGGAGACUUUGUGGAAAUUGUGGAGAAAAAUGAGAACGGUUGGUGGUUCUGCCAGUGUGAGUCCAAACGAGGAUGGGUUCCUGCCACCUACCUGGAGCCUCUGGAUGGACCGGAGGAGACAGAGGAGCCUGAACCCAACUACGAAGGAGAGCUGUACGUCACCAAUCAGGCGUACAAGGCCGAGGAGGAGGACGAGAUCUCUCUGAGUUUCGGAGAAACUGUUGAGGUCAUCCACAAGCUGCUGGACGGCUGGUGGGUUGUCAGAAAAAGAGAUGAGACGGGUCAUUUCCCCUCCAUGUACCUGCAGAAGGCCGACGGCCAAAACGAGUCUCUGAGAACGAACCCGCGGGCACAGAAACCUCCACCACGCAGGUCCACCAUCAGAAAUGCCAAAAGUAUCCACAAUAAAUCUCGUAAGCGUCUCAGCCAGGAAGCCUACCGCAAGAACAGCCGCCGGUAUCUGCAGGAACGAGGAAACCGGUUUCCAGACAAGAACUCCAAAACCUCUGCAAAGUCUCCACUUCAGGAAAUGAAGAAUCAGAAUAACAUUCCUGAACAGUCUACAUCCAGCUCUGAGAGUGAGCUGAAGAAGGAGGCUCCAGUCAUCCCCCCGAGGCCCAGUCCUGAACUCAUCCUGGAGCGCUGCACCGACAACACCCGCAAGAAAAUGAGCAUCCACAAGUCACGCUCCGGCUCAUCCAGCUAGAACCGUCCAGAAGUCCUGUUCAGUGUUAAACGUUUGGUGACUUGUUGUGCUCAUCUGUGACUCUUCUGUCUUGUUAUUCUUCAAACUAAGCAGCCAUAUAGCGACCAGCUUUUUCCAGCAACUCAGACUUCUGAUGACUAUGUUAAGCCUACGUUAUGAUAAACCUGUAUCUUUAUCUUUUACAGUAAAACAUGGUUUUAACUCAAUUUGAGGCAUCAGAAAAGACUAUCAAAAUAAAGCAAGAAAAUCAAAAAGUGAGUUGAAUAAAUAGAGUUAAAUACUUAAAAUAAUUCACAUCCUGACUAGAUGACUCAGUCCUAUUUUUAUUUGUGACACAAGAAGAAAGCUAUUUGAUAGUGGGUGUAUCUCUUCAACACGUAAGCCAUGUUUUUAUUUAUUUGCUUAUGGGAAAAAUAAAACUAUGGAAUUUCAUGAGCAUUAUGCUUCAGGAUGUUGUGACACAUUAAUUAAAUUAAGGGUGAGUCGUUAUGAAAAUGAUUACAUGUUUUUAAGAACCAAUUUCAUCAUCUUUCGACUAAUAAGUGUAAAACAAAGUAAAAUUCUAUAUGUAAUGUUGGUCAGGCUGUACUGUGGAGACAAAUUUCUGUGCUUCAGGAAGCUGAGGAGUUGGCAAUAAAGUUGAUCCUAAUUCUGA
Messenger RNA from Nothobranchius furzeri (turquoise killifish), 1957 nucleotides. RefSeq names its product neutrophil cytosolic factor 1 (gene ncf1). The record is from RefSeq and is a predicted model, not a curated record. Gene Ontology annotation, cellular component: NADPH oxidase complex; cytoplasm. Gene Ontology annotation, molecular function: phosphatidylinositol binding; protein binding; superoxide-generating NADPH oxidase activator activity. Lineage: Eukaryota; Metazoa; Chordata; Actinopteri; Cyprinodontiformes; Nothobranchiidae. Gene Ontology annotation, biological process: respiratory burst; superoxide anion generation.